AGAUUACUUGGUUUAGCUGUGAAAAUAUCUAUGUAGUGCUGAACAACUGCAAUGAGGCCUCAUUUUUUUCCUUUCCUUACCCAGUGGAUGGUUAGGCGAUGGGUAAAGUAUCUUGGGUUGGAUGAAGCCACAAAGCUGAUGACAUGGAAUAACGGUGAUCCCGGAUUUAGCUUAAGGGCCAAUACGGGAAGGAACAUUACAAGGGCAGACCUUGUCGAGCGUCUAGAAAGUUUAAAGGUUCCACACGAGCUAUCGUUACAUUUGGAGGAAUUCGUCCGCAUCAAAACAGGCUUGCAGACUGUGGUGCAAGCUGGUUUACUCAAGGAAGGCUUCUGUUCUGUUCAGGAUGAGAGUGCAGGACUAAUAGUCUCAGUGGUGAAACCUCAGCCAGGCGAGAGGAUAAUGGAUGCAUGUGCUGCUCCUGGAGGAAAGACCCUAUUUAUGGCAUCUUGCUUGAAAGGCCAAGGUAUGAUAUAUGCUAUGGAUGUGAACGAAGGACGGCUAAGAAUUCUUGGCGAGACAGCAAAAUCACACCAAGUUGAUGGACUUAUCUCAACCAUUCACUCCGAUCUCCGUGUCUUCGCUGAAACUAAUGAGGUACAAUACGAUAAAGUUUUGCUUGAUGCCCCGUGUUCUGGACUCGGCGUCCUCUCCAAGAGAGCGGACUUAAGAUGGAACCGUAAACUUGAGGACAUGGUAGAGCUCACAAAACUGCAGGAUGAGCUUCUUGAUUCUGCCUCUAAACUGGUGAAGCACGAUGGGGUCUUGGUAUACAGUACUUGCUCUAUAGACACCGAAGAAAAUGAAGGAAGGGUCGAAGCAUUUCUCCAAAGACAUCCUGAGUUCUCCAUAGAUCCAGUAACUAGUUUUGUACCGUCGAGUUUUGUAACCUCGCAAGGCUUCUUUUUAUCCAACCCAGUGAAACACUCCUUGGAUGGAGCAUUUGCAGAGAUAGUGAUUCCUAAUGAAGGAAUGCCCAUCUCUAAAGAACAUUCCAAGAGAGGAGAUUUAAGAAUCAACUUUGAGAUAGGUUUUCCCUCGAGGCUAACAUUGGAACAGAAGACAGAUCUCAAGAGAGUUCUUGGUGGAAGUGGUAUUGGCAACUAA
Molecule: messenger RNA, 1107 nt
Organism: Camelina sativa (false flax)
Lineage: Eukaryota; Viridiplantae; Streptophyta; Magnoliopsida; Brassicales; Brassicaceae
Source: RefSeq, a predicted model, not a curated record